UCCAUCCAGUUAUGGUCCAGUCAAUUCUAUUAUUAUUAUUACUACUACUACUACUACUACUAUUAUAUCUGAGGGAUUCUGGCCGCCUAUGGCGCCUGCGUCUGUUUCCUGAGCCUGGAAGGCAGCAAACGCGCGUCGUUGAUUUGCGCUGCCAAGAAGAGAAAGCUCUGAAACGAACAAAAGGCAAACGGCCCGCACAGAGCCAGCGAGAGAAGGAAGCACGCCCCGAACCCGUCCGGCCGCUUCGGGGAGGAGGAGGAGGAGGAGGAGGAGGAGGGUGUGUGCAGCGCCGAGAUCCCAAGCCUGUCGGGCCCUCCCCUCCCUACAGCCUGCCUCACUUCCCUUAUGGUGUCCAGCCCAGCACGCCCGGAAUAGCAGGUAGCACCAUGGAUGAGUAUAAAGGUAUGACGGACAAGGAACUUAUUGCACGAUUGAAGAAAUACAGCAUCCCCCAUGGGCCUGUUGUUGGAUCUACUCGGAAACUUUAUGAAAAGAAAGUCUAUGAAUAUGAGACUGAGCGGACCCAACAUCCUUCACCUGGAGGAUCAGUGCCCCACACAGAGCCAAGCACCAGCCAAAGCUAUGUAAAAGAGACCUUUGUGAGUCCACGAAACAGGGAAGACUUCAGCUAUGGAAGAGAAGCUCUUGGCUCCAGAAGGACUUACUUCAAAGAAUAUGUCCCAACAAGAGAUGAAUACUAUUCUGAGUAUAGAGAUGAAGAUCCCACUCCCACCAAGUCCUACCUGAGUUAUAAUUUCAGUUUGCCCCACCAUGAAGAACAUUCCACAUAUGCAUCAGAAGACAUGGAUGUCAACACUUCUGAGCCCUCCACAUCUUCCUACAGGACUUACUCAUCUUUAUUAAGCCAUACUACAUCUCCAGGGACAGUGAGUGCCCGCCAACCAAUUGCAGAGCCAUAUCCCUAUUCUUCCAGUGAGAAAGAUAUGCCAGCUGAGAGGGACAGUGGUUCCUACCAGAGCAUCUUCCAGCGGAAAUCACCUGGCUUGUCUUCGCUGAAUGUGCAGCCCCGCCGUGCCAUACAUCCAGAACGCCAGGCCCAGGCGGCGGUGAAGGCCCUGGGGAGCAGUGAGGACACCAAGCGAUACCUCCCCCUCUGGCCCCAGCUCCUGCUGUUUGGGCUGCUGGCUGCCUUUCUGGCCCUCAUCUACUUCUUACAGGGAGACACUGAUGAUAACCCCUUUGUCAAGUACUUUCGUCAGUGAAGCCUUGGCGCUUAUACUAAGCUGGCUCCCCAGGAGCCUAGGCCAGUCUUAGCUGACCUGGUCGGAUUGGUUUGGGAAUGUGGUUUCCAGCAGUCACAGCUCAUUAGUUGGGAUGCUGGAAUUUGCAGUCCUAACGCAGCCAGAGGGCAUCAUGAUGGUCAGGGAUGGCCUAGAACAGUGCUUUUUGUUUUUGUAGAAUGUUUUCUUGUUGUCAGUAAGUGCCUUCUUGUCAUUUAAAGGGAAAAA
This is a messenger RNA of Python bivittatus (Burmese python), 1469 nucleotides long. RefSeq names its product emerin (gene EMD). The record is from RefSeq and is a predicted model, not a curated record. Lineage: Eukaryota; Metazoa; Chordata; Lepidosauria; Squamata; Pythonidae. Gene Ontology annotation, cellular component: nuclear envelope.